Molecule: messenger RNA, 570 nt
Organism: Dendrobium catenatum
Lineage: Eukaryota; Viridiplantae; Streptophyta; Magnoliopsida; Asparagales; Orchidaceae
Exons: 1
Coding region: 1-570 (189 amino acids)
Source: RefSeq, a predicted model, not a curated record
AUGGGAUCUCUGUUGAAUCUCCCUAUGAUUGUGGGGGGAGACUUUCACUGUUUCCUAAAUCAGGGUGAGAAGAAGGGCGGUAGAAGAUAUAGCUACUCAGAGGGGGCUCAAAAAAUAGUUGAAUUCCUGGUAGACAACGACUUGCAUGAUUUGGGUUUCUUGGGACCCAAAUACACUUGGUCAAACAACAAGAGUGGUAACAGUAAAAUUUGGGUGAGGCUUGAUAGAGUAUUAAUGAAUUCAGAAGGUCUUCGAUUAGAUUCAUUGGCCAUGGUAAAGCAUCUCAUUUGGCUUGCUUCAGACCAUUGUCCGUUAUUACUGAAUUUAACUUCAAAAAUGUUGAGACCUGGAUGCAGAUGGUUUAGAUUUGAAGAUAACUGGAUGACGUAUCCUGUAACGUGGAAGCUUAUUUGGAAGAAUUGGAAUAAACAGGAUUAUGGGAAACCUAGAGAGGUUCUGAACCAAAAGUGCAACAGGACUCUUAAGGCGUUGUUUUUCUGGAGUAGAAAUUGGUUAAAAGAGCUAGGUGAGCUGAAGAUUUCCUUGGAAGGGCGUAUUAAAGAACUAUAA